This is a messenger RNA of Aedes aegypti (yellow fever mosquito), 2163 nucleotides long. Its product is annotated as leucine-rich repeat extensin-like protein 3. Bases 373 to 2001 code for a protein of 542 amino acids. The record is from RefSeq and is a predicted model, not a curated record. NCBI's taxonomy places the organism in Eukaryota, Metazoa, Arthropoda, Insecta, Diptera, Culicidae. The transcript is spliced from 5 exons.
CGUCUUACGUUUCGCUCGGAGUGUCGUAUGCAGCGAUGCUUAGCGCCUUUCCUUGGUAAAGUGAAAAUGAAAUUUCUCCUACUUGACUGUGUAUUUGAAUCAACCAGAUAAUAUGGGACGGCCCAGAUUCAAAUGGGGGUUCUUCUUGCCGAGCAUCCCGACAGCAAUUGAUCAUUGAAUUUUAAGGUGACACACUGAGCAGACGUGUUACCGAUUUUGAGGGGCCCGACCUUACGCCGGAUUGGCACACUUUGAGGACGAAUUUUUGGAAUACAAUGAACCGUGGUGAACUGUAGAAGUGAUAAGUGCGAUAUUUGACUGAUAGACGAGAAUUUUCUGACCUACAGAGAACAAAAUCUGCAACCAUCGAGAAUGAAAGUGAAUAUGGGUUUGAGUAUAUUAAUCGGCGGGUUGAUGGUGUUAGUGAGUCAUACUUGGGCAGGAUCAAUUCAGAUUAGUGCUUAUGGAAACGCAACGAAAUCCAUAGAUGUGGCGUUGAACAAAAGUUCCAGUAACAGUUCCAUAAGAAGUGGGACUGGUCGAGCCAUGGGAGGUGGAAACCCAUUAGAAGGAUUGCUGUCGAAACCUAUCGGGUAUAGAUCUAGCAGUCAUCGGGAGUCGCAUAAGACACCAAAAUACAUCGUGUAUCCCAGCGCUAGCCAAUCGGUACUUCCUGAAUCUCAAAAUGCUGUAGCCAUGGAUAGGUUUGCCCCAGGAGAGGCAUAUGGCGGCACUGUUUACAAGAUCGUGAAGGCGAGAGAACAAAAAAAUAAAAAUGGUUAUCAGUAUCAGAAGCCAAGUGCCGCAUUUGAUGAUACAAAGCCAGAUGCAUCACCACCUGCCGCAGCAGCUCCAUCUGCUGUCACUGUACCAGCAUUGCCGCCACCCAUUACACCACCACAACUCCCACCUGUUAUAGAAGGACCAACCCCAAGUCCUGCCACAUCUCCACCAGCCCCAGCUCCAACGACUGCAACUCCAUCAGAUUCAUCUCCAUCCAAUCAAUACAUCCCGCCAUCCGAUUUGUAUCAAUUCGCACCGAACGUACACUCCCAUUACCCUCAACUCGCAAGCGGAGAUGUCCGCUUCAAUGGAGUCUCGAGUUAUCUUCCACCGCCUGCUGGAACAUCCGUUGAUUCUCCUCCAGCAGAUUCAAAUCCACCUUCAUCUCCGCCAUCGAACCAAUACAUCCCUCCUGAAGGUCUAUUCCAGUUUCCACCCAACAUUCAUUCCCAUUAUCAUCCCACGCCACCAGAAGAUUCAUUUCAAUUCAACGGAAUAUCGAGCUACCUUCCGCCACCAGCCGGACCAAGUGACGCCUAUUUGCCCCCUCCGUCUGAUGAUUCACCACCCACUCCACCUCCAGCCGACUCCAACGACAUGAUCGGAACAAUCCCCAUCGGUCCCGAUUCUCCUUAUCCUUCCUAUCUGCCCCCAUCAUCCCCCCCACAACCUGCCCCAUCUGCACCAAUGGUAAUGAAAAACCCACCCCCACCAAUGGAUUCCCCACCUACAAUGAGCAAGGACGUCAUGGCUGGCCCUCCCCAAGACAUUCCAUUUGACAUUCAUGACCACGAAAUCUACUACCCGCACGAUCACUACCACCACGAUCACUACUCACACGAUCAUUAUCCCGAGUAUAUUUUCGACCAUGACCACCAUCACCAUGACGAACCACCACCACCAACGACAGCGGCACCACCCCCUCCGCCACCACCAGUAGAUGCAGGAACUGCCCGAGUUAAGAACUACAGUUACUACUAUCUCAGUCGAACGCUGUGGUACGUCCCGCUGUACUUCACUCUGUACUUCUGCUUCUACGUGCUGAUCUUGAUCUUGCGAUCCAUUGCGAGGCAUAAGGUCAAUUAUCCUAACCAAUGGACGGGACGAUCGCUGCAGGAAAUGCAGUUUGUAACAAACGAUCAAGUAGUAAACAAGGCAGACGUCAUGGCAACAUUUGUUAUGAAACAAAUUGACGACUUUAAGGAAAAAUAUUUGUAGGAUUUUGAGAAAUUCGAUGUAUAGGUUAAGGUGGAAACUACAAUUGACCACUAGACACUUUUCAUGCAAAAUUCUGAGAUUUUUCAACUGUCGACAAAACACGACAUGGAAGAUGUUUACUGAGCAAUGUCACAAGUAAUAAACCACUUUGUUGAGUAUGAA